Quercus lobata is the source of this 2171-nucleotide messenger RNA. RefSeq names its product probable cyclic nucleotide-gated ion channel 16. Gene Ontology annotation, cellular component: membrane. The record is from RefSeq and is a predicted model, not a curated record. Bases 1 to 2070 code for a protein of 689 amino acids. Lineage: Eukaryota; Viridiplantae; Streptophyta; Magnoliopsida; Fagales; Fagaceae. The transcript is spliced from 6 exons. Gene Ontology annotation, molecular function: monoatomic ion channel activity. Gene Ontology annotation, biological process: transmembrane transport; monoatomic ion transport.
AUGCAUAGCAUUCGCCCUCUACCCGCUGCUUCCCCUCACGUCCGACGCUUCCCGAAAUCCUUCUCUCUCCGCCGCAAGGUCCCAUGGUGGCACCAAGUCCUCGACCCUGGUUCCGAAAUCGUGACCCGAUGGAACUUCAUCUUCCUCGUCACCUCUCUCCUCACCUUAUUCCUCGACCCUCUCUACUUCUUCCUCCCCGUCAUCGGCGGCCCCGCCUGCAUGGAAAUCGACUACAACCUAAGCAUCGUCUUCACUGUCUUCAGGACCAUUGCCGACCUCUUCCACCUCCUCCACAUGAUCAUGAAGUUCCAAACCGCAUUCGUCGCCCCAAGCUCCCGUGUCUUCGGCCGCGGCGAGCUUGUUAUGGACCGUUCCGCCAUUGCCGCCCGGUAUUUGAAGUCCAACUUCAUCAUUGAUCUCGCCGCCACCUUGCCUCUACCUCAGAUUGUGAUAUGGUUUGUAAUUCCAGCACUAAAAACCCGGACAGCUGAUUAUGCGAACCACACUAUUUCUCUGAUUGUUUUCAUCCAGUAUGUUCCUAGAUUUUUUGUUAUUUUCCCUUUGCACCGGCGGAUUAUUAAAAAUUCUGGAGCUAUAGCCAAGACUGCUUGGGCAGGGGCAGCAUACAAUCUCGCUCUCUAUAUUUUAGCUAGCCAUAUUUUUGGAGCUUCGUGGUAUGUCUUAUCCAUUCAGCGGCAGCAUCAGUGCUGGAGUAUGGAAUGCAGCAAGGAGAGGAAUGCCACACGCUCUCCAUCUUGUAAUCCUACGUUUCUUGAUUGCAGUAGCUUGAACAAUCCUGAACGCCGUUUUUGGCUGAGUGUCACUAAAGUGCUCACUAAUUGUGAUGCUCAAAAUGAUGACUAUUUUCAGUUCGGACUGUUUGCUGAUGCUUUCACUAAUGAUGUUGCUUCUUCCUAUAUCAUUGAGAAGUACUUUUACUGCCUCUGGUGGGGUUUGAGGAAUUUAAGUUCAUAUGGACAAAAUUUAGCAACAAGCACUUUUAUGGGUGAAAUAUUGUUCAGCAUUCUUAUUUGCUUAGCUGGUCUUGUUCUAUUCUCACACCUCAUAGGAAACAUGCAGAACUAUCUACAAUCUACAACAGCAAGACUAGAAGAAUGGAGGGUCAAACGAAGAGAUACAGAGGAGUGGAUGAGGCACCGUCAACUACCUCCAGAACUACAAGAACGUGUUCGUCGGUUUGUUCAAUACAAAUGGAUUUCCACCAGAGGUGUAGAUGAAGAAUCCAUUUUACGCUCGUUACCUUUGGACACACGGCGUGAUAUUCAAAGACAUCUAUGUUUAGCCCUUGUUCGCCGUGUUCCUUUCUUUGAACAAAUGGAUAAUCAGCUCCUAGAUGCCAUAUGUGAACGCCUUGUCUCAUCCUUGAAUACCAAAGAAACAUACAUAGUUCGGGAGGGUGACCCAGUGAAUGAGAUGCUAUUCAUCAUCAGAGGCCAACUAGAGAGCUCCACAACCAAUGGUGGAAGGUCAGGAUUCUUCAACUCGAUUACCCUCAGGCCUGGUGACUUUUGUGGUGAGGAGUUACUGACAUGGGCUCUAAUGCCCACCUCUAGCCUCAACCUUCCGUCCUCAACUCGAACAGUCAAGUCCCUAACUGAAGUUGAGGCAUUUGCGCUCAGAGCUGAAGACCUCAAGUUUGUUGCCAGUCAGUUUAAGCACCUUCACAGCAAGAAACUCCAGCAUGCUUUCAGGUACUACUCCCACCAGUGGAGAACUUGGGGAGCUUGCUUUCUGCAAGCUGCAUGGAGACGGUACAUGAGAAGAAAGAAGGAAAUGGAGUUGGCAAGACAAGAGGACAACUACCAUGGACACGUUUGGGACCAAGAAUUCAGCUAUUGGGAUGGAUCAAACGCUGAUUAUAAGGAUGAUGGCGCUGGCAGAUCAUCAGUGGACAAAGCACAGCAAUUGGGAGCUACGAUAUUGGCUUCAAAGUUUGCAGCAAACACUAGAAGAGGGAUUCAACAAAAAGCUGAUGCCACCACCUUGCAAAUGCCCAAGUUGUUUAAGCCAGAAGAGCCUGACUUCUCUACAGACCAAGAAGAUAGUUGACUUGUAUAAGAACCAUAUUAUUAUCACAAAAUAGAGUAUCCAAAAUGCUAGUAAUAUUUAUAUAAUCUUCUGUUCUGCAUACCAAGAAGAUAGCUGACUUG